Messenger RNA from Danio rerio (zebrafish), 4443 nucleotides. The record is from RefSeq and is a predicted model, not a curated record. NCBI's taxonomy places the organism in Eukaryota, Metazoa, Chordata, Actinopteri, Cypriniformes, Danionidae.
CAAGACUCCAUGAUGACAGGUGAUGUCUCAGUAGAACUCCAGUUUCAUUGAGCUCCCUCUGGUAAGAGAGCCUAUCCCAGCAACUGUACUUCCACUGCUUGAUCCAAAAUGGCUGCCACCAAAAGCGGUUACGAGGGCAAGAUAGCUGGUCUAUAUGACCUGGACCGAACACUGGGCAAAGGCCAUUUUGCCGUAGUCAAACUAGCUCGUCAUGUAUUCACAGGCCAAUUAGUAGCAGUCAAAGUCAUCGACAAGACAAAGCUUGAUGACUUAGCGACUGGCCACUUGCUUCAAGAAGUUCGCUGCAUGAAACUCGUCCAGCACCCCAAUGUAGUGCGACUCUAUGAGGUCAUCGAUACACAAACCAAGCUCUACCUCAUCCUAGAGUUGGGCGACGGAGGUGAUAUGUACGAUUACAUCUUGCGUCAUGAAGGAGGUGUGGCCGAAGACACUGCAAAAGUGCACUUUGCACAGAUCGUACGAGCAAUUGCCUACUGCCAUCGUCUCCACGUUGUCCACAGGGAUCUAAAGCCGGAGAAUGUUGUGUUCUUCAGGCAGCAGGGGACGGUGAAACUGACAGAUUUCGGCUUCAGUAACCACUUUAAGCCUGGGACCAUGUUGAUGACCAGCUGUGGUUCGCUGGCAUACUCAGCUCCAGAAAUACUGCUAGGUGAAGAAUACGACGCUCCUGCAGUCGAUAUCUGGUCACUGGGUGUGAUCCUCUAUAUGUUGGUUUGUGGACACCCGCCCUUUCAAGAGACCAAUGACAGCGAGACGCUCAUCAUGAUCAUGGACUGUCGAUACACUGUGCCCAACCACAUCUCUGCCCAGUGCAAAGAUUUGAUUUCACGUAUGCUGCAGAGGGAUCCAGCUAAGCGGGCGUCUCUUGCAGAGAUAGAGAGCCACCCUUGGUUGCAGGGUGUUGACCCUUCGCCUGCUGGAUUUACAGCUGCCCCACUCACCUCUCACCGCAGUUUGUUACCAGAGGAGCAUGAGUUCAUACUUCAAGCCAUGACUAGUGGCAGCAUCGCUGGCCGAGAUGCCAUCCAAGAAGCUUUAGAGGCUGACCGAUAUAACCACAUAACAGCCACAUACUACUUGCUGGGAGAGCGACUUCUUCGAGACAAGCAAGAGCAGUCAAGUCUCACUCCUGAGCAGAGGAAUACACAGAGACCCAUAUCAGAACCACUGGACUUGGUGAGCCAAGUGCCCCGGACUGAUACACUGAGGGGUACACCCCUUAGUGCCUUAGCACCUCUUGGCUCUCUAUCUACUGGCUAUGUCCGGCGUGGUGUGAGUGAAUCAGGGGACCUGCUGGCUCCCAAAGCCAACCGUCAUGAUAACUCCUUUAGUGACUUUUGCAGCACGGCUCCAUGCUUAAGCCUCAAUAUGCGCCCUCUACCUCCGGACCAACCAACUGUCAAGAGCCUUGGAGCCUUACAGCAGAUCUGUGAGGAGGAAGAGGAGGAAGAUGAGGUGAAGGUUAAGAUGGCACCUGGUAAACUGGGUCCACUUCCUUCAACAGACCUGUCAUUGAAACCCUCUACAACAUCUUUGCAAUCAGAGCCUCAGAUGAGAACUGGAAGGCAUUCAAGUAAGGGGAUGGGAAACUGUGAAACUCUAGCUGAGGAGGAGGAGGAACUUGAGGAAGGCUCGGAGAGCAUAGAAGAGCAUAAGAAGCCUUUGGAUUUAGUGUCAAGCAUACCUUCUGGCACUGUGGAACAUCAAGUAGAGAUGCCCCCAAAGACUGAACCACAGGUGGAAGAGUUCAAACAUACAAAGCAGCCGGGUAAAGGAAACGAUAAGAGUGUGUUCACCCAUGUUAGCUUGUCUUUAGAGGAGCAGGAAGGAGAAGAGAUCCAAGGUCCAAAUGUAGACGGACCUAUACCAGCUCCCAGACUGGAUGUUGUACAGUGCUGCUGGGGACAACGUGAACCUUCAAAGGACAUCCUAGAAAACAACAAUAACACCUUAGCCAAAUCUCGGCUGCUCGAGGCUGGAGUGAUCUCAACCCCUUGUGGUUCCCCAAGAUCCCUGCCAAGGAACCACUGUGUGGACCUGGGUCCUGAUGGAGUAGAGAUGCGCAAGACUGUGGGUGAACUGGAGAAACCUGAGGAGGUACAACCUAAAUCUCAAAAAGUACUCCAGGGAACCAGAGGCACAAUUACCGACCCUACUAUCCGAGCUGAUCCCAGCAAGGUCAAAAAUGUGAACUUGCGAGAACGUCUGAUGCAGUUCCCGCUCUGUGAGAAAGCUUUAUCCUUCAACAUCCAGCCCACCUCUAAAGAGAAACUUCUACCAUUUGCACAGUAUAACUGCUGCCAUGUGUUGUAGAGACUGGAUCCCGAGAUCAAAAAACAAACUGGCAUCAACAGAAGCCCUGCAAAACCAACAAAUAUUUGAAGUUGUUCAAACACACACAAAAAAACACGUUCUCACCUCAAACUGUAACCUCAGAGGUGCUUUCCCACACAAUCUGCGUAAUGUAUAUCAUUAUUUUCUUUCCCUGCCCAGCAUUCCUUGCUGCUUUCCUGUAAGACCGUUAAACAAUGCUGUGUAUAUGAACACUACUGACACUGCUCACUCUAUUCUGUGCUAUCUCAGAGACUUUUAUUAGAAGUAGCAUAUGUCUUGCUAGAGUAGAAGCUUUAAUUCAAUAACGUCAUCUUGCACUGUAAUAUCUUUACCACCUUAAAAGCAUCACAGAGUUUAGUCAUAUCACUAAAUAAGUGGGUGAAGACCAUGCUUUAUGAGUGACAAUGAAUAAGCCAACACAAGAACAUAUGGUGACAACAGAGGAUGUCUUGAUUCAAGAAGUUGUGGAUGUUCAUUUGGUUUGGUUUUGCAGGCGCCUGUGAGGCAACAGUCUUCACUCAGUCUUUAAGAAGUUGCAUGCUGUGGCACUGUUGUUGCUUUUCGAGCACCACUGCCUCAUGCUAGCAUGUUAGCUAGCAUCUUUACCCUCAGGCAGUGGGGAGAAAGCAGAACAGUUUGCCACAUUGAUACAGUGAACAGUGACAGUUUGGGAGCAUGGUUAUAAGAGCAUGCUAAAUCAGAACAGCUUAGCAUAGCAUUAGCAUUUUGUGAGCCGGGGACUGACCAGGGAAAGAUGCUAAGUAUUUCUGUGAUAUAUAUUUUAAAACAACAAGAAGAGGGCUUGAACAAAGAGGUUAUAGCUGGGGGUGUUUGUGUGUGAAAUGGACGUAAUAUUACACAGAAGACUGGUCUUCCUGGAGCUAUACUUGGGAGUUUGUUUUAAAACUGCUAUUUCUUGGAAAUAUUUUCAAGCCUUUAUCGAGCAUUAGAGAAUUAUCAAGGGUUUUUGGAAAGAUGGUGACAGACAUAUCCGUUUUUUUUUUGUUUUGUUUUUUUGUUUACGUAAGAAGAUAUUGAAGGGAGAUUAAUUAUAUUACAUAACAUUGAACAUCUAUUUUUGUUUAAUCAUCUAGUCUCUGGGUGCAUCUUUAACAUGUGUUGUAAGGGGAUAAGCUCUGAAAUAUUCAGUCAUGUACAGUGUAUAUAUAUUCCUUUCAACAUGUUAUGCUGUUGGUAUGAUGUCGUAUUUUGACCCUUGCACCAUGCGCAUACAAACGAAACAUUUCAACCCUUCUGUUUCACAUCAUAUUCAACAAACGUAGCGACUUCUUGACACUAGCUUGAUGAUCGACAGAUCGUAUAGUAUCUUGUGUCAUAGUUGUAAAUACAUUUGAAGAGCUGUAUGUUAACGUAACGCCUAAUAGCGUAGCUGAGCCUAGCGUAAACUGUACAUUAAGAGAAUCCAGCCUUCGUAUCUUGCAAUGGCAUGAGAGAAGCAAGAGGUUGCUGUUGUUUUUACCUCCUGAACAACCUAAACACAAUCACAAACAUUUAAGCAGCCGGUGUGACUGUGGUUACUGUUACUUUGGUACUCUAAAGACAUCAAAUAUUUUCAGUCACUUCACAUUCCUAAGUUGCUGCACAAUACAUAGUGCACUUCUCACCAGUCAUUUAUUAAUAUUUUAUACUUUUUUUCGUCUCAUACUGUAGUCAACGCAAGUGUACACUUUUUCUUCAGUAUUUCGGACCACAGAUAAGCUUGACCAAAUGCAUAAGAACAGCUGUAAAUGUGACAUGUGCUUUGGGGAGAGAUUUCAAGAAGUCCUAUAUAGACACAUUACAUCUCUAUAACAGAUGAAAAUUUAUUUAAAUCCCAUACUAAGUACGUAUAUCUUUCUGAACUAAUCAAAGGGCAGAGCGAUAUAAAGACAGACAUCCAUUAUGUUUUCAUAAUUAGCAUUUUCCCUACUCGAUUUGAUGGUUCUCAUUUGACAUGGGUCUCCAUUACUCAGCAACAGUUGGAUUUGGGUUUAUCUAUAGUCCCAUUGACCCUUACUAAAAUUACGACUGUGUCUCAAUGAGAUUAAUUUAUUUUUAUAUUUAUUUAUUAAAACUGAUUAAACUGCA